CGGUGUUUGAAUUAGCCGUGAGAUUAUUGGCUGUUAGUUGUGACCAGGCUGAUAUAUAACCAUAUUAAUUACUUUGGUCUACAUUCUGCAUACCAUAAUUUGGAUAUGUGUUUACGUGGAUUGAAAUUUUUGUGAGGAAUAAUUAACAUAAUGAGGAAUAAUCUACUAUCUUUGCUGUGAAUAUUUGCCUUCGUGGAUUUAACUUAUUGAAAAAAGUGCAACUGGAUCGUGCAUACGUUGAGUUGAAAAAAAAGAUCGGAUCUACUCAGUUGUUUUUUUGCAUUAAUAUUGGAAUGCGACGGUCGUUUUAAUUUUUUGUUUCAACGUAUCGACAUCUGCAAAAAUGAGCCAACUUGGAACUGUUUAUGCAACGAAACGCAGAAGGCGUAACGGAAAAAGCCUCAAAGCUCCCACAAAGGAAGGAUUGACUAAAAGUAACCCAUCUAAGAGACAUCGAGAACGACUUAAUGCCGAGCUUGACCUGUUGGCGUCGUUACUACCGUUUGAACAGAACAUUUUGAGCAAGCUCGACCGCCUGAGUAUUUUACGAUUAUCUGUAAGCUACUUGAGAACGAAAAGUUACUUUCAAGUUGUCAUGCAUAAGACUAAAGGAGAAAAUGGAAUUAUCACAACGCAACAUCUCCAUGAUACAUACAGAUCAAGGGAUUCAGGAAACCUUGAACCAGGCAUGACUGAUGGAGAAAUGUUCCUACAGGCGUUAAAUGGUUUCAUCAUCAUUUUAACUUGUGAAGGAGAAGUUUUCUUUGCAACGCACACAAUUGAAAGCUAUCUUGGUUUUCAUCAGUCGGACAUAGUUCAUCAAUCUGUAUAUGAAUUAGUUCAUUCUGAGGACCGCGAGGAAUUACAAAGACAACUUCUUUGGAAUACGUUCUUGCCAGCAGAAUCAGCAAGUUUACAGCUAGCAGAUGCAUUAAUCCCUAAUAAAUCAACUUUAUUGGAGCGAAGUUUCACUGUACGAUUCAGAUGUUUAUUGGACAAUACCUCUGGAUUCUUGAGACUAGACAUUCGAGGAAGAGUGAAAGUUCUACAUGGUCAAAACCGGAAAACUGAAGAACCACCUUUAGGUCUCUUCGCAUUUUGUACUCCUUUUGGACCACCGAAUUUACUGGAAAUCCCUCAAAAGGAAAAUAUGUUCAAAUCAAAGCACAAACUCGAUUUUUCCCUGGUUUCUAUGGAUCAAAAAGGUAAAGUAAUUCUUGGUUAUCCAGACAACGAACUCGCAAAUAUGGGAGGCUAUGAUUUAGUACAUUUUGACGAUUUAGCGUACGUUGGCAGUGCGCAUCAAGAAUUGUUGAAAACAGGUGCAUCUGGAUUAAUAGCAUACCGGUAUCAAAAGAAAACGGGGGAAUGGCAGUGGCUUCAAACCAGUUCCAGAUUAGUUUACAAAAAUUCCAAACCAGAUUUCAUCAUAUGCACACAUAGACUUUUAAUGGAAGAGGAAGGGCGUGACCUUCUAGGAAAACGGACAAUGGACUUCAAAGUAAGCUAUUUAGAUACUGGACUCACUUCGACGUAUUUUAGUGAAGCAGAUCAGUUGAUUGCAACUCCCUGUGGUUCUCCAGCUUCAUCGCCUGUAUCUUCACAACAGCGCUAUAAUCGUCGAUAUAAGACUCAGCUUCGAGAUUUUUUGUCUACAUGUCGAUCAAAACGAAAGUCGUCUCAACUGUCAUCUGGUGUACAGGUUACUUCGCCAGUUCAAAUGGUAGAUUAUAUUAGCGAUCCGGCGGCUGCUGUUGCAGCCGCAUACUCUAAUCUAAGUCCAAUGUACACUACCACGCCUUAUGUAUCAACAGAAAACAUGUACAUGACACCUCCUGCUCAUUCAUCAAAUUUCUAUUCAGUAUCAGAUAAUUUGUUCCACCAGUAUAGAUUGCAGAGUGUGAAUAGCUAUUAUCCGGAAUAUGCAUCAACUCCAACCUCAUAUAUUACAACAAAUGGUUUAAUUCCAUACGAUGGUUACAGCAUAGCUAAAGAAGAACGAUGGCACAACGAUGGAAAAUGUUUAAGUAGAGACAGUAAUCAUUGUGUUGAUUUUGACGCAUCGAACUCGCAUGAAAAUACUAAACAAUCUCCAGUGAUAGUAGAAAAGACAGGCUCAACGGGGACUCCUUCACCAAUCAGCAUGAUAAAUCCAGCUAUUGUGAAACAAGUUCCAAAUGAACAAAAUCCACCAAAUGCGACUGACGGGCAAAGUUCAAAUCAAAAUGGAGAAUCAAAUGACUUACCAACAACAGUUUUCAAAGAAGAAACGUCUCCACCACAACAUUUUGAACCUCGAAGACAAACUGUUUUAAUGUGGGGAACAUGGCAUAAAGAUUCUCGUGGGAGCCCUACUUCCUUAAGAAAUCCCGAACAAUGAAAAGUUCGAAAGUUCCAACAUUUAAUGCAAAACUACCAAAUAUCACACAAAUAUCAAAAUUGUCCUACAUCAUCAAUGAAUCGACAUAUAAUAAGGUGAGCACUUAGUAAUGUAUAUUUUACAUAGAAGACAUAUUCUGUACCUCGUUUAUGUAAUGAAAAAAUAAAAA
This is a messenger RNA of Toxorhynchites rutilus septentrionalis, 2549 nucleotides long. RefSeq names its product aryl hydrocarbon receptor (gene ss). Lineage: Eukaryota; Metazoa; Arthropoda; Insecta; Diptera; Culicidae. Gene Ontology annotation, cellular component: nucleus; aryl hydrocarbon receptor complex. The record is from RefSeq and is a predicted model, not a curated record. Gene Ontology annotation, molecular function: transcription cis-regulatory region binding; nuclear receptor activity; protein dimerization activity. Bases 344 to 2380 code for a protein of 678 amino acids. Gene Ontology annotation, biological process: regulation of transcription by RNA polymerase II. The transcript is spliced from 11 exons.